This is a messenger RNA of Cetraspora pellucida, 335 nucleotides long. NCBI's taxonomy places the organism in Eukaryota, Fungi, Glomeromycota, Glomeromycetes, Diversisporales, Gigasporaceae. The record is from the annotation of a GenBank genome assembly.
AAUUAAGAAUAAGUUAGAUGAAUAUUGGCCAAUUAUGCAAGAAACUACUAAGAUUGCCACAUUUUUUGAUCCAUAUUUUAAAAGAAUAGUUUAUUAUGAACAAUCAGUAGAUGAAAUAUUAACUCUAAUUCAUAUAAAUCUUUUAGCAAACUCUACUACUAUAACUCAACCUUCUUUAACAUCAAAGCAUUAUCAAUUUAUUCAAAAAUAUACUAAUACAUAUAUGCCAAUUAUAGCUAAUCAAUUAAUAUUUUCAAAUCUAGCAUCUAUGACUAAAGAUUAUUUGUCUAUUAUGGCAACAAGUGUUUUAUGUAAACAACUAUUUAGUUUAGCAG